AUGGCUGCAGUGUGGCUCCUCACCUGGGGGCUGCUCCUGGCGACCCAUAUCCCCACUGGAGCCCGGGGCCCGCUGCCGGUGGGGCUGUCCCCAGGUGAGACCCUGCAGCGGGGCAGAGACCCCCUGCACAGCCCUGCCUGGGGACAGCAGUGGCCUGGCCUGACCCUCACCUGGGAGGCAUCGGGGGAGCCGAGCGGUGCAGGAGUCCCUGGGAGCGAGCCCUGGGCGGGCAGCAGCCCCGUGCGCUGGUCCCCACCACUGCAGGUGGGAGAUGCCACCAGGGCAACCCCAGAGACUGAAAACACCAUGGCAAGUGCUGGCACCGGGGCCUGGCGGGACAGCGGUGCAUCUCCGGCUGUGGCAGAGGAGCCACUCGUCACUUGGCAAGGACACGAGGCUGAAGGCCAAGGCAACCCCUGGGGGGCAUCCUGGCUGCCCCAUGGCUCUGUGCUGGAGACACUGGGUUCUGAGAUGCCCACAGACAAGGGGACAGGGUCCCCAGGGCUGCCCUGGGCAGGGCAUGACCCAUCCCCAGCUGGGCAGAGUGCCACAGGGCCAGCCAGCACCCUUGGCUCUCAUCCAACCAUGUCCACCGUCUCCCUGACACCCACAGCAGGGACAGGGAUGGGGACAGGGGACGCAGCAGGGACAGAGGGUCAGUCAGUGGCUGGAGGACCCACAGCAACCCCAGGUCUGCCUCAGGGGACACAGUUCACUCCAGCCAGCAGCCAGCCAGACCUGCUGGGCACUGGCCUUGUCCUCACAGGCACAAGGCCAGCCCACAGUCUCCACGCCAGCCCCCGCUCUGUGCAGCUGGUGGGUAAACAGGGGGACCUUGGCAAGCCCCUCAGUCCCUCUCUGGCUCUGCUCAGCUCUGCCCCACGGCUGCCCCAUGCAGCCCUAUCCUGGGGAGUGGCUGAGCCCUGGACACGGGUGCUCCCAGCACACCAGCGCAGCACCCGGCGGGCCCCGCUCAGCCAGGCCGCCAGCCCUGGGGAUGCAGCCCCUCGCACGGACCCCAGGCUAGCGGAGCAGCAGGGAUUCCAGCCCAUCCCAGGGCUCAGCACCAGUCCUGCACCACCAUCCAACUCCAGCACAGCCCUCCCUGGCACCCCUGCCACAGAGCUGCUGCCCGAGGAGGACAUCGGCUCCCCACAGCGGGUCCGGGGUGCUGUGGGCCCAGUGAGUGCCCCAAACGCCACCCAGGCCACCCCACGGCUGACGGCACAUCCUGCCACAGGGCCACCCGGGACCAGGCUCUCAGGCACCCCAGGGACAAAGCCCCCAGCCCAGGGCACCGUGGUUCCCUCCGCCACGUGGCGACGGGCAGGGGCGACGCCACAGCCACCCCCGCAGCGUCCAUCCACAGCACAGCCGCAGCCGAGCCGCCUUCCCCCAGUGCCGGAGGUCAACAAGACGGGGCUGUGCUGGGCCAAGCUACGGCGCCAGCUGGGCUCCUCCUGGGAGGCCCAUAUCUAUGGGGCAGCAGCCGUCUUCCUGCUGCUGGCACUGGGCUGCUUGCUUGGGCUGGCAGGGGCAGCCUCCCUGCGCCCCCAACAUCUGCCUCACGUUUUAGGGGCUCACGGGCUGCUGCUGGCCGUCUGCCUGCUGCGAGCCACCUUCCUGCUGCUGGACCCCUACGGGGCGCGGGGCCGCCUGCCGCCCCGGGCCCUGCUGCUGCUCAGCACCGUGCCCUUCCCCUUGCUGCUCGGCGCCUUCGCCCUCCUGCUCCAGCGGCUGCAGCGCUUGGCCCAGCUCCAGCUGCUGCCAGCACGGCUCCGGGGGCUGCCGGCGCUGGGGGCUGCCAUCGCCCUGCUGAGUGUGGUGCUGGGGGCCGCGGACCUGCUCCCACCCCGGGGGCCGGGGGGUGUCAGGGGCCCAGAGCUGUGGUGGGGGGCCCGGGCGCUGCUGGCAGCAGCCGCGGUGGGUCUGCCGGUGUGUGGGCUGCAGCUGUACAGCGGCCUGUGGCUGCGGGGGGUCCUGGGCCCCCCUGGGCGCUUCUCCUGGCCCGGCUGGACGGCACAGCUCUGGCUGCGGGUCGGCGAGCUGGGCACAGUGCUGGCACUGCUGCUGGCCACCGCUGAGCUGCUGUGCUGCCGGUGCCGCCGCCGGAGCCCCGCCGGCCAUUCCUGCUGGGCCAAGGCGCUGCGGUACUUCUGCGCCGGCCGCAAAGCCGAGGCGCCCGAGUACCCCAACAACUGCUACGACUGGGCUGGCGGCAGCGGCGGCAGCACCGGCCCCGAGCGGGCGCCCACCAACGACAUCUCCAAGAGCCUGAUCCGCAACGCGGCGGAGCAGCUGCCCCUGCGAGCGCUCAAGGACAGCAACGAGGCCUGGGCGGCCGCCGCCGGGAUGCCGGGGCUCAGCCCCAAGUGCCCCAACGUGCUGGUGGCCCGCUCCGGUGCCGCCUUCGAGCAGGGCUCAUCGCCCUCGCUGGGGGAACUGACCUUCCGCCCGCCCUCCCCCAUCGACCUGCGCCGCAGCAUCGACCAGGCGCUGUGCCGCCGCCACCUCCUGCGCGACGGCCUCUUCGACCGACCGCGUCGCGGCUCUGGCACCUCUCUGCACGGCCCCCUGGCCGCCGACGAGCCCCCCGGCGCCGGGCGCAUGGUGAGGUGCAGCUCACUCACAGAGCUGCCCGCGCCCCGGCAGCCCUCCAGCAGCGUCACCAUCACCGUCACCGCCUCAGCCAGCUCGCUGGAGAGCAGCUCACUGAAGAUCAGCUGGAACCCCUGGCGACACGGGCUGUCCUCACCAGACAGCCUGCCCCUGGAUGAGGCGCCCAGCCGAGCCCCGCUCCUGCUGCCCCCCGGAUGGGACCACGAGGGCCCCCGCAGCUUCCCGGCCCUCGCCAAGGUGGCGGACACCCGCAGCCUCUCCAGCGACACCAUCGAGCUCUGAGCCGGGGGGAUGCCUGGAUGGGCAGAGACUGGGAGGUGCAGGAGGACGAGCCCAGCCUGGGGGCCAGAGCUCCGACCCUGUGCCGCCGCAGGGCCGGGCAGGAGCUGGGAGCCGGGCAGGAGCUGGGAGCCGGGCUGGGCCAGCUCCAUUUGUGCCAAACCAGAGAAAUAAAGUUUUAUGCCGGGAGGAGCCGGCCCUGCUGGCGUGGGGAAGUGGCAGCGAGCAGCGGCA
This is a messenger RNA of Colius striatus (speckled mousebird), 3132 nucleotides long. RefSeq names its product proline rich transmembrane protein 3 (gene PRRT3). The transcript is spliced from 4 exons. The record is from RefSeq and is a predicted model, not a curated record. The coding region runs from base 1 to 2901 and encodes 966 amino acids. NCBI's taxonomy places the organism in Eukaryota, Metazoa, Chordata, Aves, Coliiformes, Coliidae.